Molecule: messenger RNA, 7822 nt
Organism: Sipha flava (yellow sugarcane aphid)
Lineage: Eukaryota; Metazoa; Arthropoda; Insecta; Hemiptera; Aphididae
Exons: 29
Coding region: 333-7361 (2342 amino acids)
Molecular function (GO): serine-type endopeptidase activity
Source: RefSeq, a predicted model, not a curated record
UCUACCGCGACACACGUUCACGUCGCACGUGAAAAGUUCACACUCCGCGAACGCAUAAAAUAUUGUUCAACUCUCAUCAAGUUUACCAAGUUUACACACACACACACACACACACACACACACACACACACACACACACACGCACGCACGCACGCACGCAACCACGCACGCACGUAUCGCAACCGUUAGCCGAUUCUGAGCAAGGUAAGAAUAUGGACACUGAUGACGACGAAGAUAAUCAAUCAUGUUACGAGCACAAACUUCGGAAUAAAAAAUGAAACCGAAAAAAAAGAAUAAUCAAUUGUAAAAAUAACGCCACGAUACGAAAUAUUAUGACAAUCACUUCGGUAUUGACAUGUUAUGGUAUAAUUUUGCUGGUGGCCCUGUGCUUGGGCAGUCGGCAACACGGAACGCGAAAAAUCAGACACGACCAUAAAGGACAGAUCGAGGGCACACAGCCUGACAUUGAUUUUGAAUUCGAAACCACCAAAGGUUCUCAAUUCGAAUACGGAGGAGAUUAUGAUGAUCAAUCCGAAGACGUAACAUUGGAAAUUGUUCACAGUUUAUUCGACACGCGGAAAGGCAUUGUACCCAACAUUAUUUAUCAAGUGAGGAUCAACUAUACGGCUGCCGGUACGACAUUGUACAACUAUACCAUCAGCAUUAACAGCAAACUUUUGGCUCGAGGACAACCCGCGGCCGACAGUAAUUUGCUGACGUUCAAUUGGUCAGCUACUACAACUGAUCAACAGUUGCAUAAAUAUCUGACGUUCAGGUUGGAAUAUAGUACAUUUGGCGCGUCAGAGACCAAUCAUUUCAAAAAAAGAAUACCAUUACUAAAAGACUGCGAGCUGUACCUGUUGGCCACCGAAUGGGGCCACCUGUCUUCCAGAGACCUGCCGCCGGUGGCGCACGGGCAGCAGCAGACGUGCGUGGUCAAGUUGCCGCAAAGACGCCGGGCCCGGCUGGUGGUCGACCUGACCAAGCUGAACGUGCCGUGCAAACGCGGCCGGCUACAGGUGUCCGGCCAUCAGCCGGUGUGCGGCAAGCUGGAGGACCUGCGCGAGUCGGACCGCCACUACGUGCUGGACGCGGGCCGCGCCGCGCCGUCCACCGUCACGUCGUCCGUGGGCCGGUACGCGUUCGCGCUCGCCUACCGGCUGGCCGCCAGCUGCUACGACAACGACGUGGCCCAGCAGAACGGCACCGUCGUGUUUACGCCCGGCUCCGAGUGCCGGUACAAGGUUACGCAACCGUACGGUUACCGGUUACGGCUGCUCAUCAGCUCCGUGCCUUACGGUGGCCCUGACGACUCGGCCGCGGGUGCCGCCGACCGCCCGUCCACCAACACCACCGCCAAACCGAUGACGAUCGACACUCUGCCGAUCCAGCAGUCGACCACUACGUGCCCGGGCACGUUGUUUCGGCUCACCGACGGCGAUGCUGUGAGCUGGUUUUAUUGCGCGUCAGCGGACAGCUCUAAGCGCCUGAUGUCCAUGGUGUCCACGACGAACGUGGUACUGAUGGAGUCGUCGUCCACGUCGACGAACGUGCCCACGCUAGUGGUGACGUAUCAGGCGGAACCGGUGCCGGACGUCGUGCACCAGUGCCCGUACGGAUCGAUUUCGUUCAAGGCGGGCCAGCAGUGCCUGACCAUCGUUGACGAGACGCUCAACUGGGACGAAGCGGAAGACUAUUGUGCUCAAAACGGCGGCCACCUGGUCAGCAUCGACAGUCACCGCACGCAGACGCUUAUCGAUACCGCGUUGAUCAACAGCCCGAGUUACAGUGACAGUAUUGCAUAUUGGAUUGGAGCUACGGACAUGAAUAAUGAAGGGUUUUUCAGAUGGACAGACUCAUCACCGUUCACCUAUUCUAAUUGGUACCAAGGACAUAUUCAUCAAUCUUACAGCGGUCCCAACUCAAAACAGCCCAACGACGACGGCUUAAGCAAACAGGACUGCGUAGAACUGAGACAAGUGUACAGACCUCAACACCGGUUGAUCAAGUAUUUUAACCGCAAUUCGUCGUACACUUGGAACGAUCGCGAUUGCUCUGUGAAAAAUCGAUUUCUGUGUCAGACCCAACAGCACACUUCUCCAAACGAUUAUGACCCGGACGAGUCGAAUUGUAAUGUCACAGUGAAAUUGACCAUCGAGAUGAGAUUCGCUUCAGUUUCGAGUCCAGGAUUUCCUCAACCGUACCCCGACAAUCAAGACUGCACUUAUAGUAUUGAAGCACCACGUGGUUAUCAGAUCGAAGUCGAAUUCGAGGAACUCAUGUUGGAAAAUGAAUCAACUUGUAGUUACGAUUACGUUGAACUCAUUCCGGAAGAUGACGACGAAGGCCCCAAAUACUGCGGCGACAAAAGUGAUGUGCUUAAACUGACUAGGUACGUCACCAAAAGACCCAAGCUGAGGAUACACUUUGUUUCCGAUUAUUCGCAUUCGUUCAGCGGUUUCAAGGCUCGCGUAUCCGCGGAACACGUCAAUAACGAGUGUGACGACGCGCGACAGCAAAUGUUCAACGGGUCGUGUUAUUUGUUCGCCAGUUACCCGGAAGUGUCUUGGCACACGGCAAGAAGUAUUUGCAACGGAAUAAAGGCGGAACUAGCCAGCAUUCACAAAGCCGAUGAAGAACAGUUUAUCGAAUCAUUCAUCCGAGAGUCUACGGACACCAGGUCCGCUAUUUAUUGGCUGGGUGGAACGUGGAACGACAAAUCCUGGUCCUGGGUCGACAAUUCGACGGUGACGUUUUCGGCAUGGUUAGCGACGGAUACUGUGAACGCGAUACCGUACAAAGACAUCUGUCUGGCGAUCAGUUGGCUAUCUUCACCGCCCAUCAACCUUCCGCGAGGUCUUUACUGGACGGCAAACGUUUGCAGUACGGUCGGUGGAUACAUUUGCAAAAAAAGUCAGCUGAAAUUUGCGGACUCUUACAAUUUGAACACGACCAUGACUGGCGUGGAGGGAACGAUAACGUCGUUGAACUACCCAGCGAACUACUAUCACAACUUGGACUAUUGGAUACACGUCGUCGGGCCGAACCGGGCGCGUAUCGUGUUCCAGUUUGAUUCGAUAAACAUCGAACCACAAGCCGACUGCCUGUAUGAUUUUGUCGCCGUCAUAGAAAAGAAGGAGCACGAGAACCGGACACUGACAGUCUGCGGAUAUCGCGGAAAUAAUUUAGAAGAUUACGUAUUUGUGACCGAUUCGAACGAAGCGUUUGUGCACUUCCAUUCGGACUACUCGAUAUCAAGCUCGGGUUUUCAUCUGAAGUGGAACGUAGUGGACAUGUCAGGAUGUCCAUCGCAAACGCUGACCGCUUCCGAGGGGAAUGUCGUCAGCCCGAACUAUCCGAAUUUCAUACUGCCAAAUCUGAACUGCAUUACAAUGAUAUUGGCACCGGUUGGUCACCGCAUAUGGAUAGAUUUCGUGGACUACAAUCUAGAUGGAAUGCAAACGGUCAAAUUAUACUUAACAAACACUGCGGAUAAUAUAACUCCAUUUAAAUACCGAAAUUCGAUUAACGACGGGGCGUUCUUGUCGGAAGGCGAAAGCGUGAAAAUCGAAUACUCCACGAACCGUUUGCCUAGGGGAAGAGGCUUUAAGAUUUUGUAUAAAACGGUUAUGGAUUUCGAGGAAGAACGCGCGAUCGUGUUGCAAGACGACGUGUCCGGAUUUAUGUACCGACUGAACUAUCCGUUACCAAUGCACUUCCCCAAACUGCGGUACAAACAGAAACUAUUGGCUUCGAUCGGAAACAACAUCCAAUUGCAGUUUAAUCACGUGGUGCCGGCUCAAAUGGACACGUCGUUGGGUCGUACCGUAUGCCCGGGUCAGCAGUCUACGACGGUCAUCGAGAUCCACGACCAUUACGCCGCGCAGAACGGCACGUGGUGGCUGCUGUGCGAAAACGUGGAUCAAAUGAAAUCCGUUCCGAUCUCGAUCACUUCGUUCCUGAACUCCAUGUCCGUGGUGGUCAUAUACGGCCAGAAACCGGUGAUCGACAUAGCGUCCGCGAACAUAUCUGUGAACGUGAAACCUGAUGCCGAAUUCAAAAAAAAACUCGUCACGCUGGCCAGACUCCCUGUGAACAACAAGACGUACAUAGAGUCGUGCAACCCCAACCCGUGCGUGAACGGCGGGACGUGCGCUCUUCAGAAAUCUUCGCAGACCUAUUAUUGCAAAUGCAACGGCAAUUACACAGGGACGUUCUGUUCGCUGACCUAUUGCGAUUUGGGCUAUUGCGUUUUUGGCGAAUGCCUUUUGACCGGCAGCAACGGUUUUGAGUGCAGAUGCCAGUACGGGUACACGGGUCGUUUUUGCGACGAAAAGAUCAAACCGUGCGAGCUGAACCCGUGCAAGGAUCGCGGAGACUGCGUGUCAUUGGGCGACUCGGACUACCAGUGUAGAUGUUACGCGUACUGGACGGGUGAUCAAUGCGAGAGGAAAGUGUUACACAUCACGUACAAACCGUUAACGGACCGAAUGCUUCAAGAACCGUUUUGGUUGGGUCUGCUCACGGUGUUUGUAGUGAUGGGCAUACUAGGAAUAAUAUGGUGCGCUAAACGUCACGUGCCGGAAAAAAUCGAGAAAAUAUUAUCCGAAGAAGCCGAACGCAGCAGACACUUUACAGUGAACACUUCCGGACGGAUGUCGAGUGUGCGAGGCGAACUGCUGGUGCCCACGAUGAAAACGAACGGCGCUACGCCGUCGGAGGGCGGGAAUUCUCCGCCACCGCAACCGAAAACGUUCCUCAGCCGAUUGGGUAUACGAAAACCUUCAUUAAUGAGCCUGACUAGUCCGUUACAGACGGGCCGGGCUAAUCGUACGUUCAGCCUGGAUGAUUUGCUCAGGCCACAAGUUCCGAGAUUUAACCAACACCACCGUUCAAAGCAGAAAAGUGCUUCGCCGUCGAAAUUUCGGACCACGAUAGCCGAUAAAUCUGAAAUCCUCCAACAGCUCAUAUCACCCGGGCUUGAGCGACAAGCGAGUUUUAACGAUGAAAUCAAUCUUGUCGAAAAGUUGUCGACCAACAGCAUCGGUCCCAAUGACAUUCUCUUGCCGCAGUCGAACAUUUCGCAAGAGACAAGUUUUUCAAACGACUGCUCGAUAGACGAAGCCGUUCACAAAAUCGAAAAGAAAGUCACUUUCGCCAGACUGAUGAAUAAGUUACAAUCGGAAAUGAGCUCGACCAGCUCCGAGGUGGACCCGCAGACCAGACACGCGCUGAGAAAACCGUGCAUCAAUCAAGUCAGCGAUUCCUUUUCCAGCCUGGAGUACACUUUAGAGAAUCGAAAGUCGAACCAACUAUCGUUGAACCAGUACCAGCAGCAGGCGGGACAGAAGGCCAUGAGCGCGGAUUCGAUUUUGGCCAUGUUCCGGAACUUCAACGCGACGAUGGCGAUGACGGAGAUGAGCAACUACCUGUCGGCGUCCACGACUCCCAGCUGUUCCAGUUUGCAGGACGAAGUGGUGGGCAGCGAGGACGAGUCGUUGAUGUCGAACGCCGCAACGCAUUCGCCCGGCAAAGAGUCACCGACACGGUACCGUUAUUCGAACGUGAUCCAGCUACCCGUGGUGGACAUGUUGAGCUCACAACGGAACAACUCGAACAACCAGUUGAACAGCCUGCAACAUCCACCGUCCAUACUGCUCGAAGUGCCCAACUACCGCAUGGAUUGUUUGUCGCCCAUCCACGAGCUACCGACUCCGGUCCCGUCACCGUCGCCCACACCGGUAAUAUCGAGGAGGUCGGCGUUCAGCUGCUUGAAGGACAUGGACGACGAUCCUCAAAAUCAGGAGCCGCCGUCGAUCAGUGUGCCGGCGAACCGGUCCAAACAGCUGACCAUACCCAAGCUGGUCGUGCAACAGCCGACGCCCAUCAACUCGCCCAGCAUGGAGUUCCCCGGGUCGCCGCCGCCGCACAAAGAGAAACCGCAGGCCGGCCGGAAGAUGCUUCGGGACAUGGAGAAGCCGAUAUCGCUGGACUUGCCCGCCCCGCCGCCGGUCAUCACGGUAACGUGCAUGAGCGACUCGGACACGGAGUCGGCGACCACCAAAAACGGUACGGACUCGUCGAAAAACGGAAGCGGCAUGUGUUACCUAAGCCCGUUUUCUAUGUGUUCCCGGGCCGACAGAAUAGCCUCGGAGUCGAACCUCAGCUCGUCCGGGUACAGCUCGGGCCCGUCCCGGUGCAACUCCAACACGCGGCUGUGCCCGUUGGACUGCGCCGAGGAGCCGACCGCCGCCGGUGGCGUCGGCGGCGGCAGGCGCGUAUCGCCACUGAUCCACGCGCCCGAGAUCCGCGAGAUGGACUCGGAGACGACGUACUCGGAGAACGACGACGAGGGUUUCGACACGGACGCGGCGUUGGGACCGGUGUCCGACGGCUCGGCCCGGAGCAAACACUACCGGCACGCGGGGGGUGACGGCUCGGGGGGGCUGGACGCGGAAUCGCUGUCGGCAGCCAUGAUGACGACGAUGGCCGCCGGCAGCAAGCACUCGCCCUCGGGCCUGGAACCGGCGGACGCUCCUUGCGGCGGUCGUCACGUGCCGUCCAUCACGGUGCAACAGUACCCGUCCACGUUGCACCUGUCCACCGCGGACGCGUUGCACGACAAGAGCCCGGUGAGCUCGAGGAGCGAGAGCCCGCUCAGCGACAAGACGGUGUUCCGGUUCUCGCCCAUGUUCUACGGGCGCAUCACCGACUCGGACAGCAUAUACGACUUCACCAGUUCGGAUUGCGCGAUGAAGAAGCGCACGGGCAAGAAGCGGGAGCGCAAGAGGCGGCACCCGCAGGUCGGCGGCGGCCCAGUGGCGUCCGCGUGCACCACGCCGUCCGCGGAGGCACCCGGCUGCCGCGGCACCGGUAACCUUCUGCUGUUGGACGUGCCCGACAGGAACGUCAAGAAAAAGUCCCGGUCCAAGCCCAACACCCGCAGACGAUCGCGGUCGCAGCAGACGGUCUUGCCCAGUUCGUCGUCGUCUACGGACAGCCUGAACGACAUCAACAGGACCAGUUAUAGCAACAGGCACAAACGAUCCAGCGAUUCGGUAAAAAAACGAGAUUUAUCUUCCGAAAACUGGUCAGACCGUGCCAAGAGCAGCGAGGACAAAAUUACCGACAAGAAGAAAACAAAGUCCAAUCGUAUCGAAAACCGAAGAUUAAAGUUCCAAAACAAGGCGGUCAGCGAUCAGGGGCACUACGAGUCGGAGAACGAAGAAGACGUUUCCAACUUCACGUCGCUACCGUCGAUGUUGGUCAACAGCGGCGCGGCAAGGAUCAAGAGGACCAAAGACAAAUGCACCGCGGCGCCGACGUCGACACGUCAAAAAAUAGUUACCGCUUCCGAUUAAGUCUCCCGUCGCGCGUGAAUACCGUGGUAUCAUCGUUUCCGUCGACUCGCGGCGGGCUAUCCGUCACGGCAAAUGUUCCAUAAAAAAUGAAAAAAAUAAAAUUAACUAAUUAAGAUACUCCAUUUCGUGCGGUAAUCGCGUUCGCGUGCAAAGUAUCCGACUUGUAGGCGGGUCGCUAAAACGUGCGUGGUAUAGGCACAGUCAGUGGUGCAACUAGGAGUUGGGGUUUAGGAUUGUAACCCCCCCCCCCCCCCGAAAUGUUUACAAAUUCUAGGUAGGAAAAAAUUGUUUAUAUUGGACACACUAAUUUGAUUGAUAUGGAAUAUGAAUAUUAUUCGUAUUAUAAUUGAUAGCAAUAAUACGACAAUACGGAACGUUCGACUCUAAAACAUCAAUAACCUUGUUACUACGAUUUCUCGAUUGUAUAAUACUUUUUUUGUGGUUAUCACAAUAUGAAAUAG